CAUCGCGGGGCCGCGGUGUGUGGAAGCCGGCGAAGGAGCCGCCUGAGCUCGUACUCCAAAAUGGAUCUGACACAGGCGGAAUGUGUUAUUAAGAAUAUAAUCCGGGAAAUCGCCCAGGAGUGCGCUGAUAGAGGACACUCCAUCUCCGACACCCUUGUGGCAUUCAUGGUUAAAGCUGUUGUUCUGGAUCCAAGAUAUGAGUUCAAUGUGGAUAGAAGACUCACAAAGACCGAUGUGCACAAGCUCAUCACGGUUUGUGUGGACAGAUUGCUUGAAGCAGAUCGGCCAUCUCUUGACACGAUCAAGAUGCAAAUAUAUUUUGAUCUGAAUUACACAAGUAGAGCGGAAUUCCUCGCAGAGCAUCGUUGUGUCUUGGAGUCUAGACUGGCUCCUGUGCGCAGAGAAAUCACAGAUUGCCGUGCGAGGGCACGAGAAGAAUUGGAAUGUCUGUACCGUAAAGUCGUCAGCUACGUCCUGCUCCAUUCUGGCCUUGGCUCCCCCACUGACAUAAGUGUAGUAAGAGAAGCAACUGCUGCUCUGCAAAGUGUCUUUCCACAGACAGAACUGGGUACCUUUCUUGCCCUCACAAAAAAGGACAAGGAACGGCAGCUGAAUGAACUAAGCAUGAUUGUCACUGGCAUCCGACUGUUCAACAAAAACUGCAAGAAGGGUGGCGAGGGCAUUGAUGACUUGCCUGCCAUUCUGAAUGAAGCCCUGCCAGCAACCAAACAAAAUGUUGAGUCUGAGCUGCAAGCUACUCAGCAAUUGGUUUAUCACUACACGGCUAUUAUCGAGAGGCUGGAGAAAAGUCGGCAACAGUGCUAUGAAAUAGAUGGGCUGCAUGAUAAGCUGAAGGAGGCUUUAUUCAAUGUGAGGCAGCAUGAGGUCUUUCUGUGCAUCAUCAUGACUGAAAUGGUCACAUGCGCUAAACAGGUUGAAAUGCUACAGGAGCAAUUAAAUAAACGGAUGGAAGAGUUGCACGCUGUGGUUAAGUCAAAGGCGGCAGUACCGACUGCACAAGUAUAUCCUCAUUUUAUUUGUCUCUCCAACCUGUGGAGCUCUUUCCAAGAUGAGAUGGUGCUGCUCAGUGUCUUUAGCAACUUGAUAACCAACUUAGAUCCGUACUUGGGAGCCCACUCACGGCUCUUUCCGGCUGGCGUCAUUGGGCCCUUGCUAGAAGGAGUGGAUGUGAAAACAGAUGAAGAGAGAUUAAGUGAAGUAUCAGAAGAAAAAAUAAUUCCAUCAGACUUCAAGAAUCGGGAGUGGAUCUUUCCAGAAGGCGCACACCUUUAUCACCAACUGAGCACGCAGUUUCGAGGAUUCUGUGCUUACACACUUAGUGCAAGACAUGGCCUCCUUCUCAGAGGCAACCCUAAUAUUGGAAUUCUUAAAUAUCAAGAAAAAUAUUACACCUUCUCCUCAAAGGAGGCUGCUACUGCUUUUGCUCAGAAGCCUGACUAUUACAUUGCUAAGGCAGCAGAGGAAGCCAAACAGUCUCCAGAGCUCAUUCAGCUGCUGGAACUCCAUCAGCAGUUUUCCUCAAUUGCUCCCUAUGCACAGCCGGAGAAAUGCUUGAGACCCAUUGCAAAAUGUGACAGUUGCACACAAACUGACACUCACAUCCUGGAGCCAAACAUCGUUCGAUCAUAUGAAUGGAAUGAGUGGGAAUUAAGAAGAAAAGCAAUUAAACUGGCAAACCUGCGGCAGAAGGUCACUCGUUACAUGCAGACAACUCUCAGCUAUAUGAGAAGAGAUAACACUUCCCAAGUCUACCUUCCCAAGGAUAAGACAGUACAGACAAAACGAGAUAAUUCCAGCAAUGUGCCCAAGCCACAGGUCUUCUAUGCUGGCCUUCGUGGAGGAAAUGUUACAGAACCUACACGUGUGAUCAAAUUCAACUUAACAAGAGCUGUAGAUGAAACAUAAAACUGAGCUUCUUUUGUCAACAGAAAGCUUUAACAAUAAUUCUUUCUCACUAGACUUUUGUGUGGCUUUUGACUGUCAGAUUUAGUAUUGCUAUAUAUAAAAACAACAAAAAUGUUUAAAAUAUGUGGAUACAGCACAUUACGCAAUUCCUAUCCUAUUUCUCUUAUUGCAGUAGAAUUUGUUACCAUAACAAGCACUAGUACAAGUCUAUGCAGCCUUGAAUAAAGUUGAUUAAAUUUGUUGAUUUGUUGAUCAUGGCCAUGGAUUGGGACUAUUAAAUUCAAGCAUAUCGUUAAACCCAUUUAGAGAAUUUUAAAUGUACCAACUGGGCGCUAUGCUAGUGAGCAGCUUAUUGUCUGUGCAAGCACAAUGUUAAAUUGUCUUGAGCCCAAUUGGAGUAAAAGAUGUGGUUGGCAAUCAGAUACUCCACUGGUAAAGAGAAGUGAGGAGUUUGGGGGAGGAUUACAAGAGGAUAGUGUCAAUAUAGAGUGGAGGUGGCCUGUUUCAUUAAUGUGUAAGAAGUAAGGGUCGCCCCUGGCUUUAUGAUUAUAUGAAUUUUUGAAAUAAAAUAAAUAGAUUACUUGGAUAUCUUCAGCAAACCUCUUUAUAGAAACACCCAUUAGGUGCUGUAAAAUCUAGAUGGAAUAUGUGCAGGACAAAACUGCUUAACUUACACAAAUUUAGGAAAUAGGUCCUGAAAUUUCACUGUUAAAUGGAAAUAAAAUCUGUGAAUGAUGCCUG
Molecule: messenger RNA, 2667 nt
Organism: Pristis pectinata (smalltooth sawfish)
Lineage: Eukaryota; Metazoa; Chordata; Chondrichthyes; Rhinopristiformes; Pristidae
Gene: cfap206
Product: cilia and flagella associated protein 206
Exons: 13
Coding region: 61-1926 (621 amino acids)
Biological process (GO): regulation of flagellated sperm motility; regulation of cilium beat frequency; sperm axoneme assembly
Cellular component (GO): axoneme; ciliary basal body
Source: RefSeq, a predicted model, not a curated record